AUGGUGCAUUGGCCAGGUCGGUCAAGUGCAAAUGACAUGGACGUGGUCGUGGACGUGGACGUGGACAUGGAUAUGGACAUGGACGUGGACAUGGACGUGGACGUGGACAUGGACGUUGACGUGGACAUGGACGUGGACAUGGACGUGGACGUGGACAUGGACGUGGACGUGGACGUGGACGUGGACAUGGACGUAGACGUGGACGUGGACGUGGACGUGGACGUGGACGUGGUCGUGGACGUGGACGUGGACGUGGACGUGGACGUGGACGUGGACGUGGAAUUGGACGAGGACGUGCACGUGGACGAAGACAUGGUCGUGGACGUGGACGUGGACGUAGACAUGGACGUAGACGUGGACGUGGACGUGGACAUGGACGUGGACCUGGUCGUGGACGUGGACGUGGAGGAACAUGGACGUGGACGUGGACAUGGACAUGGACGUGGACGUGGACGUGGACGUGGACGUGGACGUUGA
This is a messenger RNA of Closterium sp. NIES-65, 477 nucleotides long. NCBI's taxonomy places the organism in Eukaryota, Viridiplantae, Streptophyta, Zygnematophyceae, Desmidiales, Closteriaceae. The record is from the annotation of a GenBank genome assembly.